Molecule: messenger RNA, 600 nt
Organism: Vairimorpha ceranae
Lineage: Eukaryota; Fungi; Microsporidia; Nosematidae
Exons: 1
Coding region: 1-600 (199 amino acids)
Source: RefSeq, a predicted model, not a curated record
AUGCAGAUUUUGUUUUUCCUUAUUCAUCAUUUAUGCACAGUCUCAUAUAAAUUUACUAAAAUAACAAAAGAUACCGAUACUUCUAAAUAUCAAUAUUUAGGAAAGAAAGAUAAAGUAAAAUUUUAUAUUGAAAGGCAAAGUGAGAAACUAAACUCUGUUCCUCUUCCACAGCAAAUCGAUAAACUAAAAAAUUUAUCUAUAAAAAUUGAGAAGAAUAAUAAUGUGUACGUUAUUAACCCACUAAAGCACUUUAAAGUGGUGAUAAAUGAUACUACAUGUCAAAAUUUAGGGGAAUUUGAUCGUAUGAAAUUUACUAAUAACUCUAUUGUUUGUUAUUACAAAAAUGGAGAUGUAUGUGAUAAAUCUAAGAUAAUGUUUGUAAUGGAUGAGGGUGAGCCUAAGAUAGAAAAGUAUUUCUCAGGUGUGGCGUCUUACCUUGUAUUUAAAGUUACCGGUCCUUUUCUUGGAGAAAAAUGCGAAUUGAAAAUAAUUUAUUAUUUAAAAGAAAAUGAAGAAAAAAUAAAUUUAGAAGUUGAAGAUACAAUUCCGUCAUUUAUAAAUUAUUUAAAACAAAGCUAUGCCAGUAAUAAAGAUAAAUAA